AUUCGGGAUCCAGUUUCAGAGAGCGAGAGAUUGGGGAGCGCCGGCAGCCGGGUGGGGGGAAGCAGCUCUCGCCUCUCUCCUCCUCCUUCUCCUCGUCCUCGGCCUCCUCCUCCUCCCCGCGCCGCCCCGCCCCCGGCUCGGCUCGGCUCGCCCCCCCCCCCCCAGGAAGGGGAAAAAAGGCGAGAAGAGCCGGGCAGGCGAGAGGAGCGGAGCGGCAGCGGCGGCGGCCGGAGAGGGAGCGGUGGCGGCGGGCGCGGCGUUGGCGGCGGCCCCGGCGGAGCGAGCGCGGAGCCGGUGAGCCCGGAGCACAGGCGGCAGCGCAGCGUCCUGGCCCGGCUCGGGCCCGCGCGCCCAGCGUCGUCCGCAGCGUCGACAUCCCGACCCUCCGGGCGCCCGGGGGGCUCCUGCAGCGGGGAGGAAGGGGAGGCUGCCUGCGUGCGCCGGCGGGUGCGCUCCAGGGGGCGUCCCGGCGAGGCCCGGAGCCGGCCGGGGGCGGCGGCGGCUGGAGGAGCCCCCCCUCCGGUCGGGCGCCCGGCUCGGCCGCGGGCGACGCGAGGCACUCGCGGGGAUUUGCAACUCGCCGGAUCGAGUCCUCGCCGGCGGGCGGCUGCUGCUGGGGAAGCUGCUGCUGGUGGUCACAGGCAGGCACCAGGGCCCUGGACUUUAGAAGCCGUUGUUGCCUUCUCUGUCACCGGAAGCGGGGCCCUCUCCCAUCCCACCCUUGCCCCACACCCCUGCCCCCGCCGGGCCGGCCCUGCCCACCGCCGGACCCUGGCAUGUCAAGGCCUGGCCCGCGCCUGCCUGCCCAGCCCGCGGAACCCCGGCGGCCCCGCGAGCUAGGAUGAGGGGCCAGGCCGCCGCCCCCCGCCCCGUGUGGAUCCUCGCCCCGCUGCUGUUGCUGCUGCUGCUGCUGCUGCUGGGGCGCUGUGUACGGGCGGCCACUGGGGCCGACGCAGGGCCGGUGCCCGAGCCGUGCGCCACGCUGGUGCAGGGAAAGUUCUUCGGCUACUUCUCAGCGGCCGCGGUGUUCCCGGCCCACGCCUCGCGCUGCUCCUGGACGCUGCGCAACCCGGACCCGCGGCGCUACACGCUCUACAUGAAGGUGGCCAAGGCGCCUGUGCCCUGCGCCGGCCCCGGCCACGUCCGCACCUACCAGUUCGACUCCUUCCUUGAGUCCACGCGCACCUACCUGGGCGUGGAGAGCUUCGACGACGUGCUGAGGCUCUGCGAUUCCUCGGCGCCCCUGGCCUUCCUGCAGGCCAGCAAGCAGUUCCUGCAGAUGCGGCGCCAGCAGCCACCCCAGGACCACGACCUCGGGCCCCGACCCGCUCCGGCGAGCCCCGGCGACGACUUCUCCGUGGAGUACCUGGUGGUGGGGAACCGCAACCCCAGCCGCGCCGCCUGCCAGAUGCUAUGCCGCUGGCUGGAUGCGUGUCUGGCCGGAAGCCGUAGCUCGCACCCCUGCGGCAUCAUGCAGAGCCCCUGCGCCUGCCUGGGUGGCGAGGCGGGAGGCCCUGCCGCGGGCCCCCUGGCCCCCAACGGGGAUGUCUGCUUGAGAGAUGCGGUGGCCGGUGGCCCUGAAAACUGCCUGACCAGCCUGACCCAGGACCGGGGUGGGCACGGUACCACAGCAGGUGGCUGGAAGCUGUGGUCCCUGUGGGGCGAAUGCACGCGAGACUGCGGGGGAGGCCUGCAGACGCGGACGCGCACCUGCCUGCCCGCGCCGGGCGUGGAAGGCGGCAGCUGCGAGGGGGUGCUGGAGGAGGGCCGCCAGUGCAACCGCGAAGCCUGCGGCCCCGCUGGGCGCACCAGCUCCCGGAGCCAGUCCCUGAGGUCCACAGAUGCCCGGCGGCGCGAGGAGCUGGGGGACGAGCUGCAGCACUUUGGGUUCCCGGCCCCCCAGACCGGUGACCCAGCAGCUGAGGAGUGGUCCCCAUGGAGCGUGUGCUCCAGCACCUGCGGCGAGGGCUGGCAGACCCGCACGCGCUUCUGCGUGUCCUCCUCCUACAGCACACAAUGCAGCGGGCCCCUGCGCGAACAACGGCUGUGCAACAACUCCGCCGUGUGCCCAGUGCAUGGUGCCUGGGAUGAAUGGUCACCCUGGAGCCUCUGCUCCAGCACCUGUGGCCGUGGCUUUCGGGAUCGCACGCGCACUUGUAGGCCCCCCCAGUUUGGGGGCAACCCCUGUGAGGGCCCAGAGAAGCAAACCAAGUUCUGCAACAUUGCCCUGUGCCCUGGCCGGGCAGUGGAUGGAAACUGGAAUGAGUGGUCGAGCUGGAGCGCCUGCUCCGCUAGCUGCUCCCAGGGCCGACAGCAGCGCACGCGUGAGUGCAACGGGCCUUCCUACGGGGGCGCUGAGUGCCAGGGCCACUGGGUGGAGACCCGAGACUGCUUCCUACAGCAGUGCCCAGUGGACGGCAAGUGGCAGGCUUGGGCAUCGUGGGGCAGCUGCAGUGUCACAUGUGGGGCCGGCAGCCAGCGACGGGAGCGUGUCUGCUCUGGGCCCUUCUUCGGGGGAGCAGCCUGCCAGGGCCCCCAUGAUGAGUACCGGCAGUGCGGCACCCAGCGGUGUCCCGAGCCCCAUGAGAUCUGUGAUGAGGACAACUUUGGUGCCAUGAUCUGGAAGGAGACCCCAGCGGGAGAGGUGGCUGCUGUCCGGUGUCCCCGAAACGCCACAGGACUCAUCCUGCGACGCUGUGAGCUGGACGAGGAAGGCAUCGCCUACUGGGAGCCCCCCACCUACAUCCGCUGUGUUGCCACUGACUACAGAAACAUUCAGAUGAUGACCCGGGAGCACUUGGCCAAGGCCCAGCGGGGGCUGCCGGGGGAAGGGAUCUCAGAGGUCAUCCAGACGCUGGUGGAGAUCUCCCAGGAUGGGACCAGCUACAGCGGGGACCUGCUGUCCACCAUUGACAUCCUGAGGAACAUGACGGAGAUUUUCCGGAGGGCAUACUACAGCCCCACACCUGGGGAUGUACAGAACUUUGUCCAGAUCCUUAGCAACCUGCUGGCGGAGGAGAACCGGGAAAAGUGGGAGGAGGCCCAGCUGGCGGGCCCCAACGCUAAGGAACUGUUCCGGCUGGUGGAGGACUUUGUGGACGUCAUUGGCUUCCGCAUGAAGGACUUGAGGGAUGCGUACCAGGUGACAGACAACCUGGUCCUCAGCAUCCAUAAGCUCCCAGCCAGCGGAGCCACUGACAUCAGCUUCCCCAUGAAGGGCUGGCGGGCCACGGGCGAUUGGGCCAAGGUGCCGGAGGACAGGGUCACUGUGUCCAAGAGUGUCUUCUCCACGGGGCUGGCAGAGGCUGAUGAAGCAUCAGUGUUUGUGGUGGGCACCGUGCUCUACCGGAACCUGGGCAGCUUCCUGGCCCUGCAGAGGAACACCACGGUCCUGAACUCCAAAGUGAUCUCCGUGACUGUGAAGCCCCCGCCUCGCUCCCUGCGCACACCGUUGGAGAUCGAGUUUGCCCACAUGUACAAUGGCACCACCAACCAGACCUGCAUCGUGUGGGAUGAGACGGAUGUACCCUCCUCCUCCUCCGCCCCCCCGCAGCUCGGGCCCUGGUCGUGGCGCGGCUGCCGCACGGUGCCCCUCGACGCCCUCCGGACGCGCUGCCUCUGUGACCGGCUCUCCACCUUCGCCAUCUUAGCCCAGCUCAGCGCCGACGCGAACAUGGAAAAGGCCACCCUGCCGUCCGUGACGCUCAUCGUGGGCUGUGGCGUGUCCUCACUCACCCUGCUCAUGCUGGUCAUCAUCUAUGUUUCUGUUUGGAGGUACAUCCGCUCGGAACGGUCUGUCAUCCUCAUCAACUUCUGCCUGUCCAUCAUCUCCUCCAAUGCCCUCAUCCUCAUUGGGCAGACCCAGACCCGCAACAAGGUGGUGUGCACGCUGGUGGCCGCCUUCCUGCACUUCUUCUUCCUGUCCUCCUUCUGCUGGGUGCUCACCGAGGCCUGGCAGUCCUACAUGGCCGUGACGGGCCACCUCCGGAACCGCCUCAUCCGCAAGCGCUUCCUCUGUCUGGGCUGGGGGCUCCCCGCGCUGGUCGUGGCCAUUUCCGUGGGAUUCACCAAGGCCAAAGGGUACAGCACCAUGAACUACUGCUGGCUCUCCCUGGAGGGGGGACUGCUCUAUGCCUUCGUGGGACCGGCCGCCGCCGUCGUGCUGGUCAACAUGGUCAUUGGGAUCCUGGUGUUCAACAAGCUGGUGUCCAAAGAUGGCAUCACGGACAAGAAGCUGAAGGAGCGGGCAGGGGCCUCCCUGUGGAGCUCCUGCGUGGUGCUGCCGCUGCUGGCGCUGACCUGGAUGUCGGCCGUGCUCGCUGUCACCGACCGCCGCUCCGCACUCUUCCAGAUCCUCUUCGCCGUCUUCGACUCGCUGGAGGGCUUCGUCAUCGUCAUGGUGCACUGCAUCCUCCGAAGAGAGGUCCAGGAUGCUGUGAAAUGCCGUGUGGUUGACCGGCAGGAGGAGGGCAACGGGGACUCAGGGGGCUCCUUCCAGAAUGGCCACGCCCAGCUCAUGACCGACUUCGAGAAGGACGUGGACCUGGCCUGUAGAUCAGGUGAGCGCCCGACAGUGCUGAACAAGGACAUCGCGGCCUGCCGCACCGCCACCAUCACAGGCACACUGAAGCGGCCGUCCCUGCCAGAGGAGGAGAAGCUGAAGCUGGCCCACGCCAAGGGGCCACCCACCAACUUCAACAGCCUGCCGGCCAACGUGUCCAAGCUGCACCUCCACGGCUCGCCCCGCUACCCCGGCGGGCCCCUACCCGACUUCCCCAACCACUCGCUGACCCUCAAGAGGGACAAGGCGCCCAAGUCCUCCUUCAUUGGUGAUGGGGACAUCUUCAAGAAGCUGGACUCGGAGCUGAGCCGGGCCCAGGAGAAGGCUCUGGACACGAGCUACGUGAUCCUGCCCACGGCCACGGCCACGGCCACGGCCACGCUGAGGCCCAAGCCCAAGGAGGAGACCAAGUACAGCAUCCACAUCGACCAGAUGCCGCAGACUCGCCUCAUCCACCUCAGCACGGCGCCCGACGCCACCCUCCCUGCCCGAAGCCCGCCCUCACGCCAGCCCCCCAGCGGCGGGCCCCCCGAGGCACCCACUAUCCAGCCCCCGCCACCUCCACCCCCACCGCCCCCGCCUCCCCAGCAGCCCCUGCCCCCGCCACCCAGUCUGGAGCCGGCACCCCCCAGCCUAGGGGAGCCCGGGGAGCCUGCGGCCCAUCCGGGACCCAGUGCAGGUCCCAGCACCAAGAACGAGAAUGUCACCACCUUGUCCGUGAGCUCGCUGGAGCGGCGGAAGUCACGCUAUGCAGAGCUGGACUUUGAGAAGAUCAUGCACACCCGGAAGCGGCACCAGGACAUGUUCCAGGACCUGAACCGGAAGCUGCAGCACGCGGUGGAGAAGGACAAGGAGGUGCUGGGCACGGAGAGCAAGCAGCCAGAAAAGCAGCAGACACCCAACAAGCGGCCCUGGGAGAGCCUCCGGAAAGCCCACGGGACGCCCACGUGGGUGAAGAAGGAGCUGGAGCCUCUGCAGCCCUCACCGCUGGAGCUUCGCAGCGUGGAGUGGGAGCGGUCAGGCGCCACGAUCCCGCUGGUGGGCCAGGACAUCAUCGACCUCCAGACCGAGGUCUGAGCGGGUGGGCGGCGGCCACACACUGGGCAUGGAGGAGGGAUGCCGCUCCACCUGCUCCUGCCGCAGACGGGCACAGACACGCUCGCGGGCGGCGGGCCAGGCCCGCGCCCCGGCCUCAGGGCGCUCGGACAGCGGCCAGGCACAGGGCCCGCAGUGCUGGAACCAGAGCCAGAUGCAGGACAGGAGGCAGCCCGGCCGGCGGGCACAGGGCAUCGGAGGCCAAAGGUGCCUCGGACUCUGCUCUCCUCGGGCGAGGCCCGGUGGGCAGGUGGGCGGGCACCUGUGGGCAGUGGACAGGCCCGGUGCAGCCAGCGUCCCAGGAUGCCCGCCUGAACUCCUGCUGUGGAGGACCAGCCUGCUUGGCCCAGCCGGCCUGGCACCGUUUUUUAAACACCCCCAUCCCUUGGGAAGCAGCCAGCCCCCCACCCCUUCCAGGGCCCUAGGCCCCUCCUAGACCAGGUGGAGAGCGCAGCCCUCCUCCCUUGAGGCCCCCGGGGCAGGACUGAGCCCCUCCCGGAAGAAGCAGGGGGAUCUAUUUUUUCUCUCCUUGUCUUUUCUUCAAUAAAAAGAAUUAAAAACCCA
Messenger RNA from Callithrix jacchus (white-tufted-ear marmoset), 6220 nucleotides. NCBI's taxonomy places the organism in Eukaryota, Metazoa, Chordata, Mammalia, Primates, Cebidae. The record is from RefSeq and is a predicted model, not a curated record.